Molecule: messenger RNA, 1290 nt
Organism: Dujonia railenensis
Lineage: Eukaryota; Fungi; Ascomycota; Pichiomycetes; Serinales; Debaryomycetaceae
Source: the annotation of a GenBank genome assembly
AUGGGUACAGCGGAACCAAUUAAGGCUUUGGAACCCACUGCGGUUGUAGAUGAAAAUGCUGCUCCUAAAGCAAAGCCAAGAAGAAAGUUCAUAGGGAAACCAUCUACCCAAACAUCCGAUGGUAGGAGCGCCGGUGCUUUGACUAAAACGAAUACUAGACAUGUCCGUAGAAUCAUGAACCAAAUACCUGACUCGAUCUUGAACGAUAAAGACUUGAACAAUGCGAUAAGACUCCUUCCUUCUAACUACAAUUUCGAAAUCCAGAAGACGGUUUGGAACAUCCAAAAAUCUCAAGCAAAGCGAGUGGCACUCCAGAUGCCUGAAGGCCUACUUAUUUAUUCGCUUAUCAUUUCUGAUAUAUUAGAGCAAUUUUGCUCAGUAGAGAUUGUAGUAAUGGGGGAUGUUUCCUACGGAGCAUGCUGUAUUGAUGAUUUCACGGCCCGGUCGCUUGAUUGUGAUUUUAUCGUUCACUACGCACACUCAUGUCUUGUACCCAUAGACAUCACAGAAAUUAAAGUGUUAUACGUAUUCGUGACUAUAAAUAUAGACGAAGACCAUCUCUUAAAAACAAUCAAGAGAAAUUUUCCUGUCGGUGCUAGACUUGCAGUGUUCGGGACCAUCCAGUUCAACCCCACCAUACACUCAAUUAAGGCAAAACUAGAGCAUGACACCGAACAUCCAGUAUUCCUAACUCCACCUCAAAUAAUGCCCUUAUCUAAAGGUGAAGUAUUAGGAUGUACCUCUGCCAGACUUGACAAGGAAGAAUUUUCUGGAAUGAUCUAUGUAGGAGAUGGUAGAUUUCACUUGGAGUCCUCUAUGAUUCACAACCCUGACAUCCCUGCCUACCGUUAUGAUCCGUAUUCUCGUAAGUUUACAAGGGAAUACUAUGAUCAAAAGGAGAUGAUUAAUGUAAGACAGGACGCAAUGCAGACUGCCGUUAAAGCCAAAAAGAUAGGACUCAUUUUGGGAGCUUUGGGGCGUCAAGGAAAUAAUGCUACGUUGGAUACUUUGGAGUUGAAAUUGAAGGAAAAUGGUAAACAAGUUGUAAAGAUCAUUUUAAGUGAAAUAUUUCCACAGAAAUUGUCGAUGUUUGAUGAUAUAGAUGCAUUUGUACAAGUUGCAUGUCCAAGAUUGUCUAUUGACUGGGGUUAUGCUUUUAGCAAGCCAUUGUUGACCCCAUAUGAGGCAAUGGUCAUGUUGGACAACGAUAAAAUGUGGGAUGAAGGAUAUUAUCCGAUGGACUACUAUGGAAAAGAUGGGUACGGUAGAGGUAAAGUUCCUCAACACUAA